Molecule: messenger RNA, 318 nt
Organism: Helobdella robusta
Lineage: Eukaryota; Metazoa; Annelida; Clitellata; Rhynchobdellida; Glossiphoniidae
Exons: 3
Source: RefSeq, a predicted model, not a curated record
AUGAUUCGACCGUGCCAAUACCAAACAUUUUUCAUUAAGAUGAUUUUAUCGAAUUUAGCCAAUAGUUUAAAUUUGACCCUGAGCAAAUCCUGCAACUUCCCAUUCACCUUCAACGGUGGAUUGUUCUACUCUUGUUCCAACUCACUACCUGGCAUCAACAAUCCUUGUGCUCUCUACAUCGCUGCCAAUGAAACAAUCCUGUUGGACAUUCCAACGUUUGCCAACUCAACUCCUGUCACGUCUGUCAAUGGAUGGAUUGUCAUUCAGCAGAGGAUUGAUGGCUCGCAGAGUUUCAACCUAAGUUGGAAUGAGUACAAG